Molecule: messenger RNA, 1395 nt
Organism: Homarus americanus (American lobster)
Lineage: Eukaryota; Metazoa; Arthropoda; Malacostraca; Decapoda; Nephropidae
Product: C-type mannose receptor 2-like
Exons: 10
Molecular function (GO): signaling receptor activity
Source: RefSeq, a predicted model, not a curated record
CGCUGAACGGGUAUGGUGCCGCCGUGGUGGACAUUGACAAGGUGAGUGGCAGCUGGGUGGUGGAGAAGGUCACUCAGCAGUUCCCAUACAUCUGUAAGAAGAGUAGAGGGGCGUGUGUACCAGGCUGGGAAUCCCACGGCCACUCCUGCUACUACUUCAACACGGAACCUGACGACAUGGUAGUCUGGGACGACGCCAAGAGCACCUGUGAGGCUGUCGGGGCGUCGCUGGUGGUACUUGACGACGAGACAGAGGACAGGUUCUUCCGUAACCACAUGCCGGAGACGGACACACUCUGGAUUGGUCUCUUCAGUGUGCCCGAGGAUCAGUUUUACUGGACGGAUAACACCACCAUGGCCAGCAAGAACUUCACUCAUGUCUCGGACGAAAACGAGGACGCUGCUCUUCAUGCUGACGAUAACCGGUGCGUCUUCCUCCAGACUGAAGCCAUAGGGCACGAUGCUCCAGUCUCCUCUUGGAUGCCAAUCGACUGCAAGGAGCCCCGACACUACGCCUGUGAGAUACCCGCAGGGGAGACUGUCCACCUCAUCUCUCCCUCUAAUGAACGGUAUUGCCCUGAGGGAUGGAGCAACGAGUUUGACCAUUGUUACAUGUUCUCGGAGGAGGAGAAGACGUGGACGGCUGCCCAGAGGGAGUGUCAGAGUCAUCAGGCCCACCUUGUCUCCGUGGCUACCUGGGCCGAGCAAGACUACGUUUUUAACCACCAGGGAGGUGGAGGGUGGCUGGGCCUCAACGAUCGGGCAUUAGAGGGGUCAUGGGUGUGGAGUGACGGCACCAGUGUUACCAUCACCAACUGGAAUGAAGGUGAGCCGAGCGGAGGAGACAAGAACUGCGUGGAGAUGAUAGACUCGGCAGGCAAGUGGAACGACGUGAGGUGUGAACAGGAGCGCCCCUUUAUCUGCAAGAGGAAGGCUUCCGACACACCCAUCUACCCUGUGACAACCACCACAGCUAAGCCUGACUACUCAAACUGUGGAUGGGACUGGACGGAGAAUCCAGUUAGCGGGGAGUGCUACCGCUUCGAGCUUCAAGAACUAACUUUUCGUGACGCUCAUCUCCAGUGCCGUGAGCUGGACCAUCACCACGACGAUGAGAGACCUGAGCUAAUCUCCUUCACUACUGCCCAGGAGCAGGAUUUCAUUGAGAAGCUGGUGUCUGAGCAGCAGCUAAGUCAGUCUACGCUCUGGAUCGGUAUGAAGAACGACAUUGAUGGGAACAGGUGGUUGGACGGUACACCUGUUGGCUUCUUCAACUGGAACUUCGGGGAACCCAAUGGUGUUUACGUCGAUUACUGUGUAGAGAUGUACACGUACGGUGGCAAGUGGAAUGACGUGGGGUGUUCGCAGCGUCGGGCUUUUCUUUGUGAGAAGAAAG